AUGAUUCAAUUCUCCAUCUCGUGGAACUCAAUCCAGUGCGCCGCCUCGGCGCCGAGCGCCGGCAGGCUCAUCUCGGCAAAGGCGAGCCAUAUGGAGGGAUCCUCGGAGCCGACUAUGAAGGACGGCGACAUUGGUGCCCCGGCGCUCCCGACGGAGGUCCUCACGGAGAUCUUCGCGAGGCUGCCGUCGAAGUCGGUGGGAAGAUUCCGAUGCGUCUCCCACGCGUGGUGCGACACGCUCACGUCUCCCUACUUCGUCGAACUCCACUACCGGCGAGCCAACCAGCUGGUCCACCCUAGGCUGCUGCUCACACCAGUGGGGGCCUCCUACGACAGCCACCUCUACUCCUGGCGGCUCGGCGGCUACUUCGUCUUCAACCCUUCUACGGGAGCGGUGUUGCCUAUCCCGGACAUCAGGGCGCCAUUGAAGAGGAUCUUCCAGAUGAGGAAGGAGCAUAAAGUAGUGCGCUUGUUCUCCAACGCUGAAGGUGGAAAUGGCAUGACGCCCACAAGCUGCAACUGCGAGGUGUUCGUCCUUGACAAACCUGCGUACUGGAGGCCUAGUGCUGCACAGCCUCCCUUGUGCUCCGCGAUGGAGAAGGACCCGGCUGUUUUCAUACAUGGGCAUCUGCACUUUAUCUGCAGUGAUGGCGGCGGCAUGACCACCUUUAACAUCAGCGAUGAGACCUUUGGCUCGCUGUCGCCACCGUCAGGUGCUUGUAAGGUGUUUUCAUUAGACCCAGAUGGGAGUGCCCCUCGGAUUUUACUGAACCCAGAUGAGACCAUCAUUGGCAGUUGA
Molecule: messenger RNA, 798 nt
Organism: Setaria italica (foxtail millet)
Lineage: Eukaryota; Viridiplantae; Streptophyta; Magnoliopsida; Poales; Poaceae
Product: putative F-box protein At3g52320
Exons: 4
Coding region: 1-798 (265 amino acids)
Molecular function (GO): protein binding
Source: RefSeq, a predicted model, not a curated record